GGUGGCACGGCAUGAUGUUCCUUCACACAGUUCAAGUUUGCAGAGCCCCUUCCUGCGGAGGGUGGAGGAUGCUUUGGACACUGGAUUUCUCUUCCCAAGAGGAGGAAAGUAUAGGAGUGCAGGAGACAGAACAGAACUUGUGAGCUUCAAAAGACCAAAAGACACAGUAGAGGUCCAAGAACUGCAGUCAACAGCAGAGUUUGAUGGCAGCUGAGCCUAUGAGGAACCAUUACUGGAGAGAGACCUGCUUGAUCUAUUCCAUCAGUGAAUCUACCUGACCAUUAAGAUGCCAUUGCCUGAAAGCAAGUGUGUGGGACAGAGACCACCUACCCAAAUUAAAACCAGAGUCUUGACAAAAGUUUACAAAAAGGAGAAAUCUCUUUAUUGACUUUCUUGAGAAAGGACACUCCCGUGCUGCUUAAGCUGGCAUUAGCCCAAGAGUGCGAGAGCUCUUUGUUUAAAGCAAGGAUAUAUAGACCCUAAUGCAGCAGCCCACCCUAAUUCCCUUCCCGUCGGCUUAAUGGCUGAGCCUCAGGUGUACAAUCUAUUCAUGUAAAAGCUACCCCCAGCAACAGAGAGGACAAAGAGAUGCCCAGAAUGGCUAAAUGACUUUUUCAAGGUGACACAUCUAAUGAGGAACAGAGCCAAGACUAGAACCCAGGUCUACUGAUUCUUUAUACUAAACCAGCGGGGGAUUCCUGAGAGAAAAAAUGUCAGGAAAUAUCGUGGAACUAUCCUGUCUUGAUGUUAAUUUACUAAAUAAUUUCACUUAUCCACUCCCUGAAUUCAACAUUUCUUUUGUGAGCUUCCUGCAUCAAGAGAGAGAACAUGAGGUUAUUGUUCUGGGAAUUUCUGCAAAACACUUCCACUUUCAUAAUAUGUCUAAGGUCUGUCCAUUAACCUCUCGUGAAUUACAGCUGUACUCUUCAUGUUUGGUGUGUGAAUCCAAGGGAACUAAGGAUUUUAUUCAUCAGGAAUUAACAACAAAAGCUUCCAUAAUGAAUGACUCAAUGGAAAUGAAAGCUGAGAAUUUUCUUCCACUUCGUGUAAUUUUCAACUUCACUGUGGUUCCUGUUGUUGAUGACCUGGGAGGAUAUGAUACUACCUGUGUAGUGAAACUCCACCUCACAAAUUUUACUGCCGGGAAAGAGCCAAUGAAGACAACUUUGCUAAAUAGCUCUCACAGAAGUAUGCAAAGCCUGAACAACUGCAAUCAGGUUUCUCUGCAACUUGAAAUGGAGACAGGAAAUUCUACUUGUACCAUGAGGAUCACCUGGUAUGUUUUAGUUUUAUUAGUUUUUAUAUUUCUGAUCAUCUUCAUUGCCCACAAAAUAUUCCAAGAAAACAGAAGAGUUCGGACUUGGCAGAAUCAUAGGUACAAACCUGCCUCCACUCUCUUAAAAGGAAAUGAUUCUGAGAAAUUGAGAAGAGUGCUAAAUAUCCAUGUUAUUUCAGGAGCGACCAAGCAGAGGGGGCCCUCCACUUUCACAGGGGCAAAAGAAGCACUUCCUCCCAUAUCAGAACUAGAACAUUUUUUCCACAGUGAGUCGGAAAGAUCAAUAUACACAGAGAGUUAACCUUUUGAGAAAAUCAAAGGAGUAGACUGAAUUUGGACAAUUUGGACUUUACUUUUUGGAAAAUACCUGUGUUUUUUAUUUGAUGGAGAAUAUGCCCCUUGCAAAUAUGUUGUAUCUUGCUUAGAAUAUACAUGAAAGCAGUUAAAGAACUGGAUGAACUGCUGAAAAAAAUCUAAAGAAUAACUAUUGACCCUUAGGAAGAAGGGAACUGAUAUUUCUUCAGUAAGCUAAGUUGUGGAAAAGUUGAUGAAAUACAGGGAAUGAAAAGAACAUUUUUAUUAUCUUUAUUUAUUAAUCAGUUUAUUAAUUAAUAAUUAAUUGAUGGUGAUCUGAAGAUUUCAACUUUGAAGAACCAGAGAUUUAAUUGAUAACAUUCCAAGAAAGAUCCAUGAUUCUGAGGUUUGCUUCUUCUUGCAGUCCCAUGAUAACUAGCUUGUUAGUUUUCAAGAACAGUGCAAAUGCCCAAUUCUGUGUUUAGGCUUCUGCCGACUGAUGGAAUGGAAUUGUUCCUACUUGGCAAAUUAUUUAUGGACUCAUCUGUUGUUUAUUUGUAAAUCUAUUUGCAUUUCUAAAUCUCAUCAAUUUGCUUAGAUUCCUUUUGGGCUUUGGGGAUAUUUAAAAACCCAAAGAGGCCUACCAAAAAUAAAUUUAAAUGAAAUGCUUUA
Molecule: messenger RNA, 2242 nt
Organism: Phascolarctos cinereus (koala)
Lineage: Eukaryota; Metazoa; Chordata; Mammalia; Diprotodontia; Phascolarctidae
Source: RefSeq, a predicted model, not a curated record